Messenger RNA from Zeugodacus cucurbitae (melon fly), 6372 nucleotides. It is a transcript of the gene c11.1, whose product is annotated as maestro heat-like repeat-containing protein family member 1. Gene Ontology annotation, cellular component: cytoplasm. The record is from RefSeq and is a predicted model, not a curated record. NCBI's taxonomy places the organism in Eukaryota, Metazoa, Arthropoda, Insecta, Diptera, Tephritidae. The transcript is spliced from 13 exons. The coding region runs from base 940 to 6162 and encodes 1740 amino acids.
GACAACUCAAACAAAAAUAGUCGAACAGCUGAUAGUAGUUGUUUUUGCGCAGUUCUCCAGAUUGUCUAAUUGGAAAAAUUGCAUUUAAAAGUUUUAAACAUCAUUAAAAUGAAAGCAAAACAAGUCCCACGUUGAGUUUGAAAUAUAUGAAGUAUAUAAAUUGUGAAAAAUUACGCUUUUUUCUACUAUAAGUUUGCGUCAUCACUCCAUAGACAGGGCAAACAAAACAUCAGCUAUACCUGGGUAGGGGCUUCACCACCCAAUACGCAGUGGAGCUCAGUGGAGAGCGAUGAGCUUACGUUGCCAAUAAUCAGAAGAGAAAAAGACUUUGAACUGUGCAGUGCAAGCGAAGCGAUUUUCACAAUAUUUGCUAAAUAUCGUCAUCGGAAAUUUUUUAAUUACACAAAAAAGAAAAUAGAAAAUAACAAUAAAUACAUACAUACAUAUGUUUAUAGUAUAACCAAUUUUAACAAAUGCCGAAAGCACAAUAAAAAGCCGUGCUAUAUAAAGUUAAUAGAGUGCUUUGUUUUUUGCGAAAUAUGCAAUUAUUGAAAGCGUAAAAUAAAUUGUGAAACAACAAAAAAACGUAAAAGAUAUAAUAUAUCUGUGUAUAUGUGUUAGUUGCAACAAAGAUAAAAAAGUACGCUGGUUAAACGUGUGUGCUGUUGAUUGGAUGGUUAUUCAAUUCGUAUAUCAACCAUCAAUUAGACAAAUUUAUUUGUGAUAAGAGUGCACGGCCGCUUGCACUCUUACGCGGUGAAUCAUUUCGAGUUUAAUAUAUUCUUGCGAGAUUUCUUUAUAUUCGUGCUAAUUAGUAUAGUCUCGCAUUAGGUGAAAGUGCAAAGUGUUUGUUCAACACCUGUGUGUUUUGGAAAUAAAUAACACAAGGCAACCACUAAACUGGAGAAGUGGAAGAGAACACGCAGCUCAACGAAGAAAAUGGACCGCCAUAGUAAGGGGAAUGGGAGUGGAGGCGAUGGUGGCACGCCAGACAAGCCAUCUAUUUUGGAAGGCAUUUUGCACAACCUUUUCGAAGGACUAAUCGACAAGGAUGAGACCGUGCGCACGGCCAUUAAAAGUUCGCUCGUAAAAAUACUGGAGACACAUCCGGCGCGCGCCGUCGACACACUUGUGGAGUAUCGCGAGAAGAAUCCGAAGUUGCCGGAACAAACAGUUAUCAUAUUGCUAAAAGCCAUCGAGCGUGUGGUCAACUCAGACACACCAAUUCCCUCGGAGGCGAAUAAGAAACUCAUUACUUUGGCAAUUGAAGAGCUGACGCGCUCGGCCGAUCAUCAGCCACUAAUACAAGAACACGCGCUCACCAUACUAGUGGCCAUCGGACGUAAUAACGAAUGCAAGGCGGUGAUGGAAGCGCUAAUGGCGCACACCAAAGAGGGUGCUGUGGCGCAUUUCAUGAUCAUGCAGUGUCUGGGCGCCAUGGCAACGGCUAAUGUAGCUGGUGUGGUGCCUUUCAUCAAGCCAAUACUAGCAACCAUAUUGCCUAAUCUGGGUGGCAUCAAACAUGAUCACAUCAAGCAGGCGCAUGCCUAUGCUCUCGGUCACUUCAGCGAAGCGCUGCUCGAGCAGUCGACGGCACAUGGCGCAGCUGCUGCUGAUAGUGCCACCACUGAAGAAACACAGUCCGCGGAGGUUCAGUCAGCAGAAGCACCAACGGAUUGCAGCACCGAAAUCUCUGUGGCCUACGAUGUACUCUUCAACCAGUGGCUGCAUACGCGUGAGCCCAAAGUUUGCGUAGAAAUUUUGCAAGCGCUAUCCUCAAUGUAUCCGCUGUUGCCGGUGGAUAAGAUACAGGAUCAGUCAUCGCGUCUGAUACCGCAAAUACUGGCGCUCUAUCGGCGUUCCAUUGAGCGCAAUUCGGUCACGCAAUUUCUCUCCUCGGUGUUGAAAACCAAUAUCACAGUGCAGCCUUCACUUUUAGACCCCGUAGCCGAACAGUUAAUAUCGAAUCUCUUCGAUUUGGUUUGCGUUUUCCCCGACUACGAGAAGCCUCAGACGGUUAAGGGUCACUAUGAAGUGUUGCGUUGCUUUCAUCUCCUCUCCGGCAUUUAUGCAACGAAAAUUGUCGACACCCUUCUCAUACAUUUGCGCAAUAAUAGCGAGCGCGAUCGCAUUAAAUCACUGCUAAUACUCACACAUCUUAUGAAUACGUCCACGGCGAAUAUAGGCGAUAAGCUGCAGGGCUUCUUGGAGUGCCUCAAACCAAUGAUACUCUCGGAGAAAGGCAUCAAAAUGAAGAUGACGCUGCUGAAGGCAAUAGUGGCGCUCUCGCAGAAGGGCUUCAUCAAGGAGAAGGAGUUCGUCUGGUUUGUGGUGCGUUACAGUUGCAAAUACGCGAAGGUCAACCAAGAGCACGGCUCUCUCGAAGAGCACGCCAACUUCGUGUUGUCCUGUGAGAAUUCGCUCUUCAUGCUCUCCUCCACGGCCGGCACCAUGGAUGAGCUGUUGAAGCGCGAACUCUUGAACUAUUUCGUCUUGUUGGACUACACCGACGUCUGCUCGAAUUUGGCCAAGUGUCUGGGCAGCUUGUUCGCCAAAUCGCCAAAUAUCGAAUAUGAGAUUGCCGCCGACGAUGAGGCAGAGGAAAAGAAAGACGCCGCUGGCGAAGAGCACGCCAAGGAGGGUGGUCAUACGAAUGUUAAAAGCGGCAAGAUUAUUGUGCCGUGUCCGGAGUCCAUAUUUGCGCGUUGUCUUGCACUGCUCGGCAAUUUCCAUAGCAUAAAACGCUCUUCGAACAUUUUGACAUUCUUAAAAUACUAUUAUCCGCAUUUGAAUCCUGAGCUGAAUACGCUCUGGGACAAGCAUAUACCCGAUCUGAUGCUGCACAUCAACAAGGAAUCCGUUUUCUCACGCAAACUCAUCGAGUUCAUAAGCGAGACCGUUGAGUACCUGAAUACGCGCGAUGAAAAUUUCGCCGAACGUUUGGUGAACAAAAUCUCCGACCAAAUGAAUCUCUAUCCCAUUACCACACCGCACCUGGAAUUCGUCAUGCCCACCAUGACGACUGAGCGCGGCAUGCUAAUGAAAUCGCUCGCCUUGGCGCUGUGCUUUGUCACCGAGCCGCAGACUGUAAAUGCGAAAAUCGACUCGAUCAUCACCGCAGCGCGCCAGGAGAAGCUCGACAAGCACAUAAAGCAUGCCGAGUACGAGCAGAAAAUUGCGCCAUGCGCGCUCGCAUUGGGCUACAUCUCACGCAAGCACUUAAUGCAUCUCAUCAAGAAGUUAGCGGAGCUCGCGCACAUCGGCGGUCGUAAGCAUUCGACGGGUUUCUUCAGCAAUCUGCAUUUCAUCAAGGAUACACAUAAAGAGCAGGAAUUGUACAAGACGAAUUUGCUGGUGAUUAAGUCGUUCGGACACAUUUUGGAUGAGUCGGAUCCCAUGCAAUCGCUGCAGAACCUCGAUGAUACAAUACUCAACUUUCUGAUACUGCAACUGACUGGUACUAAGGAUCAAACCAUUAUGUCGGCCAUACUGAAGACGCUACUGAGCAUCUGUAAUCAGAUCAUUGCAACUAAGGAGGAACUCACCGCGCCACUCAAGUACCGUAAACAGAUAAUGGAGGCCGUGUUUAGCAUACCGAUUGAGGCGCCCUUUAACGAUCUGCCGCUGCUGCCGACAAUUUUGAAACUCGGCACGGAUUUCAUACGCAUUGGUGGCGUCGACCCCACAGAGUCUGUCGAUGGCAGUGUCAUCUUCGAGAUUGCUUGUAAGAAUUUCUUUACAUGCGCUCAGCAUUUAAAAAUCAAAUUCGACUCACCUGAAGAGGAUGAGCGCAAUAGUUUUCUGGCAAAACAUUUAAACGAAUCGCUUCCGGAAUUGAAUGCGCUCGCCAAGGCGAUCAUAGAAACGGAUCCCUCACCGUCCACGCUCGAUUUGAUCAUAUCGAUUUUGGAGACAUGGACCCGGGAUAAAAACUCUGAAGUGCGUAUAUGUGCAUCGCAUGUUUUCAAUAACGGUCUGGAGGUGUAUAUAAAAUCAAUGAAGAUCGGCUGUGAGGCGCCGUCGAAAUUCAAUCAGACCGGCCAGAUGUUGGGUAAAAUCGUGCCACGCUGCAUCGACUCGAAUGGCACGGUGCGUCAGGUGUCCGUGGACAUUUUGCAGAAGACACUUGAAAUCUCUUGUAUCUAUGAGACGCUAACGAUUGCCGAUAGCGAAACGGAUUGGGUGAAGGAGAUCGAUUUGGUGAAGGAGCAGAUUAUAACCGAUGAUCCGAAGUUGAUCUACAAUUUGGCCGGCGAAAUUGCGAAAAUCAUCGCACUGCGUAUGUCCAAUUUUCAGUAUUUACAGUUUUGCAAAACCUUGCUACAAGGUUUACGGGACCCAGAGCAGAGCUCUUCGAUUGGAGCUUCGGUGGUAUUGAAAUUUUUCAUCCAACACAAAGGUUCUGAAUUAUUCCACGCCAUACCGGAUCUCGUAAAGGACAGUUUGAGCGCUGUGCGUGACUGUGAAAUCAAUCGUGCGCGUUCGGGUGUACUAAAAGCGCUCGUAGCGUUGACGAAACAUCAUCCGAAGCUCGUGUGCUUCGAAAUGCUGACACAGCCCUUACCGUAUGAGAGCAACAUUGUCGAAUACUGGCAUCUCAUUGCCAACGACUCCGAGCUGACCGCUGCAUUGCUGGAGAAUUUCCUACAAAUACUAAACUCUUCGUGUCUCUACGAGCCGAGUGAGUCGACAGCAAGUGAACGUCAGAAAAUCGCCAGCAUACAACCAUUCGCUAUUUUCUGCGCGCUUAAAGAGAUUAUGCCCUGCAAGGAUAUCAAAGAGGAAUUGCGUAAGAAGUUCCCCGAACUCUUCACCAUGCUCCUAACCUCACUGGCUACCUACACGAACCUCGCGGCACCCAUGCAUACCGGCGGUCAUUCGCCAACCCAACAGGGUACCAACGCCUCUACCAGUUCACUCGCAACGGCCGCUUCGUCCACGAAGUCGAAGUUCGGUUUUGUGCCGAAUAAAGAUCUGGUCAAAUUGAAUCCCUGUCAAAUCGUAUUGGAUACAUUUCAAGCAUUCCUUGGCAAUUUGGAGAUGGAACAGAUAGCUACAGUGCUCACAGUGCACACGCAGCUGGCUAACAGCACCGACUUGAAGAACUAUAUUGAGCUGCUGACACCCAUAGCCAUCGGCUUGGUCAACCAAUUGGAAAUCUCAUCGAGCACCAUGAAGCAGGUCGUCACUGCGUUGAGCAAAUACGUCGCAUCGCCAUAUGAUGGACAACGCAUUGCGGCGGUGGGGUUAUUCUCACGUCUGGUACCACUCAAGCCAUGCGGUGAGAUAUCUUCGGUCAUUAUGUUGCACUUGAGCUCGGCGCUGAGUGAUCCGAAUGCGGUGGUGCGUGGCUUGAGCAUACAGGGUUUAGGUUAUGUGGGUAAUCUGACGGAGCAUGAUAUUGAAAAGUAUACGGAAACGGCAGUCACCGCAUUGCUGAAGGGCAUCGAUGAUCCCGUGAGUGACUGCCUCAUAAAUAUUCCGCUCGAGAGCAUGCGCGGCUUAGCACGCAUUUUACAAACGUUGCCCAGUGAUCGCUUGGAGUCUUUUCAUGUCUCUCUCGCUAUACGCAUACGUCCAUUCUUCGGCAGUUAUUCCAUCGAAAUACGCGAAGCAUCCAUCAUACUCUUCGGUGAUCUCUGCGAGUCGAAGAAGUCUUAUGAGCGAGACGGCAACAUAUCGCCGAAUGCUUCAUCCACCGAGGCUUUACGUGAGCAGUUGAUUGCCAAUCUCUUUCCUAUACUGCUGCACUUGAGCGAGGGCGAAGCGGCUAUUAUACGAGCUUGCAAGGGCACUUUGCGCAAAGUUUGUGGUUUAUUGAAUGCGCCGAAAGUGAAUGAGAUGGCUCAGCGUCACCUCAUCGAUCACGGCCAGUUGAAUUAUGGUGUUUUCAUUGUGGAUUUUGUGAAACUAAUUGCCAUGGAUUUACCCGCGCAUAUACAAGACUUUAUUGACUCGGCCAUACCGAAAUUGCGCAGCCAAUGGGCCGAGGUGCGUGGCAGCGCCGCCAUUGUUAUAGGUAUUUUACACAAUUUCCUGCCGGAGCGCAAUAAUCAAACCGAGUCUGUGGGCAAUAAGCUGGCUGUGCUGCUAAAGGAUGAAAAUCAUUUUGUACGCGUGAAGGCCGCUACCGCUUUAGGCUAUUUCUUUGGUGAUAUUUGAAAAGAGAAAACCGUUGGCAAUGCAGCUAACGCUCGGUAGAAUACAACACUUGUGUUUGUUAGAAAGCAAAAAGUUGACUAAGAAAUAGCAAAAGUACCUAAAGGAAAAUUAAAGGGCAGUACGAAAACAUUUUGAUGUGAUUACAGAAUGUUAGGUUAAGUUAUAUAUUAUUAGUUUAUAAAUUAACUAUUACUCGUAUUUAUAUAUAUA